AUGGUCAAGGUAGCUAUCAUCAUCCCAUUCAGAAAUCGUUAUGAACACCUGAGCCACUGGCUGCAUUACCUCCAUCCGAUCCUCAUACGACAGCAGCUGGACUACAGUGUGUACGUCAUCAACCAGGAGGGAGACGGAGUGUUUAACAAGGCUAAACUGAUGAAUAUUGGACACACUGAAGCCCUGAAGGAGUAUGAUUAUGAGUGUUUUGUCUUUUCUGAUAUAGACCUGGUACCUCUCAAUGAUCGGAACCUCUACAGAUGUUCUGAUAAGCCAAGACACUUAUCUGUUGCUGUAGACAAGUUUAACUUCACAUUACCCUACAACACCAUCUUUGGUGGGGUCACAGCGUUGUCCAGAGAGCAGUUUUUGAAAGUUAACGGCUUUUCAAACACGUUCUGGGGCUGGGGGGGUGAGGACGACGAUCUAUACCAGCGGAUCGUUUUCCGAGGAAUGUCCAUAUCCCGACCAGACUCUGUCAUCGGAAGGUACAAGAUGAUCAAGCAUGGAAGAGAUUUGCACAAUGAUCGUAAUCCAAAUAAUGUUCAGAAACUGAAAGAAACGCCUCAAACUAUUGACAGAGAUGGACUUAAUUCUCUCAGUUAUACAGUCAGGAAGAUUAGGAAGGAUUUAUUGUACACAUUUAUUACUGUAGAUGUUCAGACUCCAGCAGGCUGAUCACCAACUCUGAGUCCUGGUCUUUAGUUGAACAAUGAUUCAAUUAAGUUUGUCCCACAGCUUACAUUUUCGAUCAAAACAAAAGUUAACAUUCAUGUAAAACUCUUUUUUAGUUUCACCAACAUGCAACUAAGAUAAGAAACAGUGUUUAUGUUGAUUGAGACUCUUAUUCCUGUGGGGGCUCAAACCCACUAAACCUGAAGUAGGUUUUGGUCUAUAAGCUGAUGAAAGUUGUUUUUUCAGUUUCAGUGUACAAAUAAAUCUGGUGCAUGGAGGAAUCCAUUUUCAUCUGUUUCACCAAUCCUCUUCAUUUGCUUUCUGUUUUUUCAGUAAUCUUCUCAAUAAGUACUUUGAGAGUUGUUCUCAGAUAAACAUUAUGGUGCCUGGUGGGUCUGGCGGCUACAACCAGCGAUGGAUCUCAGAUCACAGAGGUACACUUGAGUGAAGCCUUGAAGGAAACCAGUUAAAGCACAUAAAUAAACAUCAACAUAAUCAAGUACAGACAAAAAAAGUACCUGUUAUCUCUCCAGAAUAAAUGUCCAAAACAUUUUAAUUUGGCUGCUAAAACUUCAACUCCAAACAGCCCAACCCUUAUCUGUUCCUCUGAACUGAACAUUUUUUAAUUUUGUCUAUUCUGGUCACUUCCAAUUCAGGUCAGAACAUCUUCAUCCUUGCAGCCUCCAACUCAGCGUUCUCUCCUUUAAAAUAAAAUAAUGUUUUCAACACAGACCAUCCGUGACAGCGGCAUUAAUGGCAGUAUUGGAACUUCGCUCUCUUGUACUUUGUUUUUGAGUGUUUAAUCUGCCCUCUGCCACCAUUCUGUGUUCAACUUCACAAGAGAGGAACUCAUAAACAUCAGACAGUCUUCUCUGGGCAUUUUUCUUCAUUUAUUAUUGACCCUAACUUCACUGAGAUCUUGAGUGGUGGUGCAGCGGUUAGUGUUGGGGCACUUUUGAAGGUUCGGCAAGAAGGACUCUGCGCACCCUUACCCUCAGUCCACCUGGCUAAUGUUCUCUCUAUGGCUAACAAAUUUGACAAAUUGCAGCUUCUGGACUUGUGUUACAGAGGAUUAAAGGUUAUUUAAGUGGCAGAAAGCACGAGCUAACUGGAGGAUGUGAGUUCACAGUGUUUGGACAUUGCUUGUGGGGUUCUGCAAGGGUCAGUUUUAGGUCUUAAAUUCUUUAUAUCAUAUGUAAACA
This is a messenger RNA of Girardinichthys multiradiatus, 1877 nucleotides long. RefSeq names its product beta-1,4-galactosyltransferase 1-like. The record is from RefSeq and is a predicted model, not a curated record. Gene Ontology annotation, biological process: protein N-linked glycosylation; carbohydrate metabolic process. Gene Ontology annotation, molecular function: cytoskeletal protein binding; beta-N-acetylglucosaminylglycopeptide beta-1,4-galactosyltransferase activity. Bases 1 to 678 code for a protein of 225 amino acids. The transcript has 2 exons. Lineage: Eukaryota; Metazoa; Chordata; Actinopteri; Cyprinodontiformes; Goodeidae.